AUGCGGAUAUGUUAUUACGAUCUGCUCAGCGUUGAAAGAACAGCCACAGGCGACGACAUUAAAAAAGCCUAUCGCAGACAGGCUUUAAUAUGGCAUCCAGAUAAAAAUCCCGACAGACCAGAAGCCCAUGAACGAUUUCAACUCAUUCUAGAAGCUUACGAAGUCUUAUCAGACCCGCAAGAACGGUCAUGGUAUGACAGCCAUCGCGAUGCCAUUUUACGCGGAGACGAUCAGAAAGCGCAACGAGACAGCAGUGCAGGAACCACGGCGGAAGAUCUUAUGCGUUACUUUAGCGUUUCCGAGUUUAAGGGUUACAAUGACAAUGAUCAGGGAUUCUUCACAGUAUACCGAAAAUUGUUCCAAAAACUUAGCAACGAAGAGGAAGAAGCGUAUCGAAACGAUCCACCCGAUGAUUAUGAUGACCAGCGUUCAUUUACAUCUUAUCCUUCGUUUGGUGACUCCAAGACACCUUAUGCAGACAAUGAUCGCUAUUUAGGCUACGGCGGUUACGUGCGCGAUUUUUACAAUGCAUGGUUGAAUUUUUCUUCGGUGAAAUCGUUUUCUUGGAUGGAUAAAUGGCGUUUAUCAGAAGCACCGAAUCGAUAUGUGCGAAGAGCCAUGGAAAAAGAGAAUAAAAAGGCCAGAGAUACAGCACGCAAAGAAUACAAUGAUACCAUGCGAAGUCUCGCCAAUUUCGUGAAAAAGCGCGAUCCGCGCUUCAAAGCAUUCCAAGCCGAAGAAGAGAAACGAAAAGAGGAAGCGGCCGCUAAGCAAAAAGCACGAAUCCAACGUGAAAAGCAAGAAUUACAGGCGCAGAUCGAUGCUUACCAGGAACAAGAGUGGGCCAAGGUGGAUCAUCAUCCGUUGGAUUCGCUCUCCAUUGGAGGAAGCGACGACGACGAGGAGGAAGAAGUGGAGGAGAGUGCCUUUUAUUGCGUGGUUUGUGAUAAAUUCUACAAAAGCGAACAACAAUUUGUCAGCCACGAGAAUAGUAAAAAGCACAUCAAAUUGGCCGAAGCAUUGAAGGAAGAAAUGAUGGCCGACGAGGAAGAUUUCGACUUUGCAAAUAUGGCUGCUGCUCCAGAAGAUCAGACAGUGGAACCUGCACAAGACGAAGAAGAAGAAGUAGAAGAGGAAGAAAUCAUCCCUCUUCCAGUCAAAGAGAAAAAGAAGAAGAAAAAGGGAAAAUCGGCUCCACGCUGGGGUUUCGAUGAAGAAGGAAAUGAGGACGAAAUUGCGGCUCUUACAGCGGCAUUGGAACUGGAAGAGAGUCGACGGAAAAAACGAGGGGGUCGGAGAACCAUGGAAGCUGAUGGGACACCUGAUACUCCAGCCUCGGUAGAGGAAGGAGAAGAAACGAGCGAGUCAUCGGCCAUGCCAAAGGAGUCGGCGAAAACAAAACGAGAAAAACGAAAAGAAAAGAAGAAGCAAAAGGAAGAGGCUGCAGCGACGCAUCAAUGCAACGUUUGUCAGGAAAGUUUCGAGACGCGUAACCAAAUGUUUACGCACAUCAAGGCCACCGGGCAUGCUCUUGCUGUUCCAAUGAAGAAAGGCAAAUCAAGAAGAUGA
This is a messenger RNA of Radiomyces spectabilis, 1569 nucleotides long. RefSeq lists its product as uncharacterized. Bases 1 to 1569 code for a protein of 522 amino acids. The record is from RefSeq and is a predicted model, not a curated record. The transcript has 7 exons. Gene Ontology annotation, molecular function: zinc ion binding; nucleic acid binding. Lineage: Eukaryota; Fungi; Mucoromycota; Mucoromycetes; Mucorales; Radiomycetaceae. Gene Ontology annotation, cellular component: cytoplasm.